GGGGUGCCCGGGUUGCGGCCUCGGCCUGGGGGGCUCCCCGACUUGUGGAGGCUGGAGCCGGGGGUGGGGGUGUCCUGCUGAGUUUAUUGAUUUAUUGUUGAGAACACCCCUGGCUGGGCUCCUCUGCCUCAGAGGAGCGCGGGCGAGGCCGUGGGGCUGUGGCCGGGUGAGGGUCCUUCCAGCAGGAGGCUGGGACCUGAUCCCCUGGCAGGGCGAGACAGGCGGCAUCAAGCAGAUGGGAAGAUAUUUUUAUAUCUAUAUCUCUAUAUAUGUACAUCAUUGUAGGUUCACCCACAAGGUGAACGAGCUUUACCUUUUUAAGAUUCCCCCAGCACCGUUUCUGUCUAAAUAUUUACCUUCUAAAGCCUUGGACUAACCACCCUGGGGUCUGUGGGCAGAGCUGGACGCUGGGGUGCAAACCCUGCAAGCCAAGUGCCAUCACUGUUUCUGUUCUGUUUCUGUUCUGUCAUUGUGGAGAGAGCUGCAGAUUCCUCCCAGGGUGGUGGAGUUCAUAAAAAAACAGAAUAACAUAUGGGUUCCUCCUUCAAAGGCCUCUCUCUAAAGGGUUUGCAAGGGAUGAGCCCUGCUCAGUGUGUGUACUGGCAAAGAGGGUACAGUAGCCUGUUGUUAUUAUUUUGUCGUUUCUAUUGUAGGGAUAGGAAGGGAAAUAAUGAAUUCUUAUUUGUUUUUUAAGGCUUCAGUCUGUUCUCCCAACAAUGUGGGAGCAUAAUGCCUUAUAUCCUAGCUUGAGGAUUGAGUAACUCUUGAAUUUGUCAAGGAGCUGGAUUGAGUUUUUAAUGUCUGUGAUUUACAGGGGUUGUCUACAAAGGUGUUUGUUCAAGAGUGGAAUGUAAAUGGAGAGGGGUGGGAACUGGGAUAUAGCUCAGUGUUGUAUUUUAGCAGGAUUUUUCUGUUGUCUGGAAAAGGGGAAACCACAGUGUUUGACAGCAUUUCUGUGGGGAUGUUUGUUAUAAGUGGUUCCAGGCAGAUCCUGAAAGCUUGUUGAAUCUGCUGGAAUUCUGCACGGGACAGCUUCAGGAGGGAAAGCUUUGGCACUUGGGAGCCACAGGACACUAGAUAAUAUUUUAGACCACUUGCACACCACUUACAGUGUCCAGGCAACUGGAGUAACCAGAAAAGCUGGAGCGGGGGGGGAAAAAGGCCUUUAAUAUCCUGCAGAUGUGCUGGCUUCUGCUUGUUCCAUGAAUCAGGGUAUUGCAUGAAUGAAAGAGUUAGUAAAGCAAUUGCUUGUUUUUAUUGUCACGUGUGUGGCAGGUGCUUUACAGAUGAGGAAAAAGAGCCCUUGUCUUGGAGAGGUUAAUAUGAGAUAUUAUUGACCCAACCUGCUUUGCUUGCCCAUGGGGCUGCUCAGGUGGCAAGAUCUGGGACAAAUAUUUGCAUGGAAUGCAGGGAAUGUCGGUAGAAGAGGAGCUAAUUAACCUAGCAAUGCAGUGCAGUAUGUUCUCUUGGGUUUUAAUUUGGGCUUGGGUUUUAAUUUGGCAUUUUUACCUUUUUGGUGGUUCUGUGGCUGUGGCUAGAAAUUUGACACUGAUGUCAAUGUAACAUCUGACAUUAACUGCUGGAGUUGAAUGCUUAGGCAGCUGCUGACCAAACAAAUUUGGGUUAUUUUUCAGCCAGAUAAUUUUCCUGAUCUGAUGCUCCACAUGACCACAUAAACAAGUGUGCAAGGGCAGAACAGGGGGGAUCUUGUGGGGAGAGGAGCAAUCGCUGGAGCUGUGAAACCUGGGGGUUUCUGAAAAUACAUCCCAGUGUUGCAUUAAAAAGAAGAUAUUAACAUCACCCUGGCUGUCAGCCAGUUCUUUAAAGGCAAAUCAGAGUUCAAAUCUGAACUUUAUCAUGUCUCUAGUUCUAUCCAUACAUAAAGUUAUGGCUGAUUUGUGCUGUGGGAGCAGCCAGAACAAAUUGCAGCUGAGCAAAUCUAAGUUGAGGUGGCUUGUUACUCAGGGCCGGUCAGUGUGUGCUCAGGUGAGCAGAGCAGGGCUGUGCUGGCAGCUGUGUGCAGAGCCCUGUGAACAGUUCUCACAGUGCAGGGACAGAAUCUGGUAGCAGAAUUGAGCAAAGUGGUGAAUUGGGUGAAGUAGAUUCAUGAGCUGGUUCCUGGGGCCAGGAAACUGAAGAGCAAAAUGGGGACAGGGGCAUGAUUUCAGUUUUCAGCUGUGAUUAUCCGUCGUGCUUAUUGUGUUUUUAUGUGGUGAUCCUCAGGCUGUGCUCUCAGGGCAGAGCAUUGCUCAACUCUCUCCCUGCUGGCCCAGUUUGAUCAGGGGUUUCUCCUCAGAGGCCAUGGAGCUUUCAGCCAACGAGCUCAGCAUCUAUGACAAGCUCUCCGAGACCAUUGAUCUGGUGAGGCAGACUGGCCACCAGUGUGGCAUGUCAGAAAAAGCCAUUGAGAAGUUCAUCAAGCAACUCUUGGAGAGAAACGAGCCCCAGAGGGGCCCUCCACGGUACCCUGUCUUAGUGGCUCUCUACAAGGGACUGCUCACCCUGGGCUUGGUGUUGCUGACUGUUUACUUAGUGAUCCAGCCCUACAACCCGCUGCCACCCGAGGCGCCGCUCUCCAGAGCCCAGGCCUGGGGCUCCCUCGUUGGGCACAUCCGGCUGCUGUCCCUGCCCAUUGCCAAGAAGUACAUGUUGGAGAAAUGCCAGGACUGGUGGGCAGCAGGUUGCAGACAGAACACUUCCGCACUUCCCGCAAACUGCACAGUCUGUUCUGCUGUGAAAAGCCUUCACAUAGUGACAGACUCCAGAGAGCUAUCAGAAAAGCUCCAGAGGCACCAGCCUUUCCUAAUCAAGACAGGGCAGCAUCUCUCCUAUGAAGAACUGAAGCAUUUUCAGUCCCAGGACCCAGAACUGGCAGAGGUUAUAAUAGAAGAAAAUUCAGCUGAAUUAUGGAGCUGCCCAUUUUUCUUUCCCUGGAACAAGUCUGUGAAUAGAUCCCGGAUUCUCCAGGAACUUUUCCCUGCUUCCUCUUUGCUGUCCUUCCCCAAGACAGUGUCCCUGGAGAGCUGCUUCCUCAUCCACCACCCAGAUUUGGGGAAUAAGAGCUACAGCCUGCACAGCCUCUUUGCUGUUGGGAGUGGGCAGCUCACCCUGACUGUUGCACCUCUGGACACGUGCAGAGGACACUGUGAGGUGUUCAAGGUGGAGCUGGAAGCUGGAGAUUUGGGUUAUGCCAGCACAGAUCACUGGACAAUGAGCUUCAUGGCCAGAGGGACAGAGCCAGCGGUGAUUUGUGAUGGAGCUGCCAGCUAAGGAUGCUGGGGUGAGAAAACAGAGCUGUUCCCAGAACAAGACUUUCAGCUUUGAAGCCAAGGCAACGUCUUGAGAGGAGCGAGCCAGGGCAACUGGGGCAGGCAGCUUUGCCACCCUGCAUGUUUACAGUGUUUAAAAAGGACUAUUUUCUUGACCCUUGAGGUAAUCCUUUGCCUUUCCUCAAAUGUAUUUUGGGAGAAGCUCAAGCUAUUUAUGACCCUCCCUGUCCCCUCAGGUAAGCCCUGGGUUUGCAGCAAAGGGGUUUUUUUCCCAGGAGCAGCAGAUGGAUUUCUCAGGAUGAGAUUCACCUUAUGUUCUUUGUGGAUUAUGGCACUUCUGAAACUUCCUGGGGGGUUUGGGAGUGGAUGGGGUGUGUGACAUUUCUGUGUACAUUCCUCCUGAGGAGGAAGCUUUGAGCCUGUGUAGUCAGGCCAGUUCUAUAAAGGGAAUGAAUUGGUGAUGUGUCCCAGCUCCCUCACGUCCGCAGCUGUGUGAGCCCUGCAGAGCUGAUCUUGGCUCCUGCUCCCAGGCUGGGGAGAGCCUUGAGCCUGAGGGCAGAAACUCUCACCCACUUCGUCCUUCUUGUACCAAAAGAAUCCCUUCAAGCCUCUCUGUGUUGUGAUCACCCUUCUGCAGCUCUCUGUCAGCAGUUGUGAGUGAGUCAAAUGGUAAUCAUGCUUUUCUUCACCUCCACUUCCUUUCCUGUAAAAACACCAACAUGUGUUAGUGGUGCUGGAAGUACAGGAGUUCUGGAUGGAGACACACACGUGUUAGUGGUGCUGGCAGUGCAGGAGUUCUGGAUGGAGCUGGGGCUGGGAGAGAGCAGCUCUGUCCAGCUUUCACCUCAGCCACCAAGGGCUGCACAGCCGUUCUCAGCAGCUCCUUGUUUUUGGAAGCACUGCCUACGUUCCCAGCCCACAGUACCUCUGGGAGCACCUGAAACCUCCCUCUUCCCUGGCAUAUUUUUGCAUUGACUCCUUCCAGACCUGGAACUCUGUCUUCAGAAUGGACGUUGGUUUUUCCUGGGUCCUUUCCAAGCUGCCUUUGCGUGUUUCCUGCUGCUGGAGCAGUGCUGUCUCCAGUGCCCUGAGAGAGGCUCGGGUUCGGAGUUUGCAGACUGCGGAUGCUCCGGUCCCUUCCAAGUCUGAUCCUUUGGGUCUGAUCCCACUGCUGAAGAUCAUUUACAGAUGUGUCAGGCUGAACUCAUAGGCCAGGGCUGGAGUUCAGGACAUACUCUCACACUUGUUAAUAUGGAUUUGGGAGGGGUAUUUGGUUGACAGCGGAUUAACUCUGUUCUCAGGAGCAAGAGCCUUUUUCUCUGUAAAUAUUUUAGGUACAUGUAAAAUGACAGAUUGGGAAAAUGUCUGUCCAGCCUUUGUUUUUGAGGAGAAUGGGAGCAAGCAUUGUGCUAAUCUGAUUAGGAGCUGACAAAAGCUGCCAAGUGGGAUGACCAUGUCUGGCUCCUGUACAAGAAUAAGGCAGAGGACAGUUCCUGCUCCAAAGAAUUUAGUCUGAGGCCUUGACAGUACAAACAUUUCUAUGCAUAACCCUUAUUUUUCUCCUGUCAAAACAAUGAGAACAAGCCCAGCACCUAUGUCAGUCUGUGCAUGGCCCUUGGUGCUGGACACACACCAGAUCUAGCAGAACCAAAAGGGGAGAGUCUGGCUCUGUCAGGAUAGAAAAGCACUAAUAUAAUUUGUUACCAAGUAUUAAAGGGAAUUGGACUAAUGUAACUUCCAUUAGUAUUCUCACUGCUUGGAGUCUAUUUCACACUCAUGACACUACAUUCAGUUUUGUACAUGCCAAGACACACACAUACACCCACACCACCCCUCUCCCUCUUAAAGCUUGGGUCUUAGUUAAUGGAAAUUUGGGAGUUCAGUGAUGGCAGAAUUAGGGCCUCAUUAGUGACUGUUGCUAUUUACACCUUGGCAGCUUCUCAAAUCAAAUUCAAAGGCUGACCAGGUUACUUCACCUCUUACUGGUUUUGUAUUUGACCCAUUUUUGUAAAGCAUUUGCUCAAAGAUGCUGCUGGAGCCAUUCUUGCUGAGAUUGUGGUGGUUCAGUGACACUGUCACUGCUAAGUGUCCUUGACUGUAACUUGUAAAAGAGCUGCGGGGACAAUUCCCAAAUGUCUGUGAAAUGUUUGGAUUUUGAGAGUCACACUUAAGCCAUUGUGGCUGUCUGGCUCUUUUGGGAAGAAGCAAAGAAAAUGGAUCUAUUUACAGUUGCUGUUUGGACUUGGGGGAGGAAGGGGCAGGUUUGUGCCUGUUUAGCAGAAAUGUUCUCACGUAGUGCUUCUCCUUCCCUCAAAGAGUUGCAGCUGGUUGGACAGGAGCUGGUGAGUCUGGCCUGUUUGCAGAGCAACCUUCCAAGUGCACUUUAUGGGCUCUGCAUAAGUUUCCAGCUCUGUCUCAACGAUACAUUGCAUAUGUCCCAGCCUCGCUCCCUUCGGAGCUUACAUCAUUUGUUUUUAAGCUCUCCGGUAUAUUUUCUCUUCCUCUUCCAAAAGCUGUAAGGAAUUAGCUGCUAAACUAAAACAGGAGGGCAGUUCUCCUGCUGAUAAAGAGUCGAUUUUGGCCAAAGUGCAGAACCCCAGUCUGCAGCACGGCUUCCAGAGCAGCUCCUGUCUCCAGCUGCCAGAGGAGUGGUGCUCACACCUUCCACAUCCCAGGGCAGGCAAGCAGCCACGGUGGGAAACCCAGAGGUGAGGCCACAAUGGCAGAACUGGGAUGGCCAAAGGGAGGUUUUGAUACCUUUAUUGCAAUCAAGCCCUGGUCGUCUUCCACAUCCAGAGCUCCAGCUUCACAGAGUCCCUGGAAAAGCUGCAGACUUCCCUAGAGAGGCUGGUGGUCCUGGUGGCCUGCUGAGGUGGAACUGGGGGGAACAGGGCUGUUCCUGCAGCUAUUGAGGUUUCACAGCCAUGAUCACAUAACUCACAGAGGGCGUGUCCCACCAUGGUCUCCCUCACCUCAACUCCCCUUUUGCACUCUCUGUGCUGGUUUGGACAAUCUCCCAUUCUCCCUCUCCCCAGCUCACACAAGUUCCCAGUUAACACAUUUAAAAAUCCCUUUGUGUGCUUCAGAACUUAUUGCCUGUGAGCUGGGAGAUGGAUUCCUCCUCACCCCACAUUCCAAAGGCUGCAAAGCUGCUCUGAAAUCACACCAGAAAUCGGUACUACCCACGAGCCCAGUGGGCAGAGGUGAGGAGGGGUCACCUCUGCACUUGCCAGGCUGGAAGGACGGGCUGUGCCCAUCAGCUGGGCAGGAGGAUCGUGGUUUAAAGCUGCUCCCCAAAGCAGGGGUCACUGACCGGUGCUGUCAGUCAGUCCUGAACUCAGGGUAACUGAAAGGAGGAGAAAGGAUUAUUAUGAUUUACUUCAGUACCAGGAAAUCAGCGGCCCCCACGGGAGCCAACCUGGCAGUUUCUAUUGAUUCUUUGUUUUGCUUUCUUUGUUCUGUUUCAUUUUUUUUCCCUGCCCACUGUUACUGCACACAUUGAUUCCCCUGAGGGGUCUCUUUGCAAGGCCCUGGAGAGCUUUGAGUCAGAUUUCCCAGGAGUCUCCAGAUUGCAGUUUCUCCCACCAGGCCUGUUUUUGCAAUGUUCUGGAGGAGAAGCUGGUUUUUCUGGGCUCCCUCCCCUCACAGCUUCCUGGGCUGCAGCAGGAGGAGGUGGGGAGCAGGAGAGCAUCUCAUGGUAGAGAUGCUAUAUGUGAGCUACAUAAACAGCAGUGUCUCAGAAAAGGGAUCCUUCUGCCUUGAAACCCUCUGGUUCCCUCCCUCCAGGAGGGAAAUUUCCACACACCCCAAUCCCAGGUCCUUGUUCAGCCCCAUGGCCCCCAAGAGAAUUGAACACUUCCUGGGGUGAGGCCAUUUCAGUGGGUGCACAAAGAGCUUUGGCUUCCUGCAAACCAAACUUCCUCUUGGUAAAUUUUAUGGACAGAACUCGAUAUCCUGUUCAGGAACCUUCUCCUUGUAAAGGGCAGAGAUUGACAAAGGAGAUGCUGGACUUCCCUUUGCUUUGGAGAUUCAAACAAAUGACAGGUGAUUUAUUUUUAGCAUUAUCUCCUUGUCCUGGGGAGGGGAGUCACAUUCGGAAUGCUCAGAGGUGCUGGGAAGUAAAGCUAUAUAUGCAUAAAGACUGUUUUAAUGCUGAACACUAAACUUAGUGAUGGAUUUAAAAAAGAAUGUGAAUAUGCACUUAAUGCAGAAUUUUAUGGAUGGUCCUAAUUUAAUAUAUUGCAAAUUUUGUAAAUAAUUGGGAAAAGCCUGUAAAGUAUGUAAAUAAAUGAAAUUUGUAUGUAAGAAGAAUAAAAAAGUUUUUAAUUUUUGCAAUUAAAUACAAGUGUUAAUGACCC
Molecule: messenger RNA, 7627 nt
Organism: Lonchura striata (white-rumped munia)
Lineage: Eukaryota; Metazoa; Chordata; Aves; Passeriformes; Estrildidae
Source: RefSeq, a predicted model, not a curated record